Symbiodinium sp. CCMP2592 is the source of this 570-nucleotide messenger RNA. Lineage: Eukaryota; Dinophyceae; Suessiales; Symbiodiniaceae. The record is from the annotation of a GenBank genome assembly.
AUGGCUACGACUUGCAUGCCCUCUGCAUUGACGUGCAGUCAUGAUUCGGAGUGGUGGGUGCCACUGGAGGCAGUCUCCUUCAACACUGCUUUUCCUGAGCCGUUGUACUUGAAGGUCCAACAGGACACAUCUGGCGAGUUCCGCGUUCUGGGUUUAGGUGUGGGCGAAAGUUCCGAUUGCACAGGCGAGGGCUUGGUUCUGGGUGAUGCCCCGGCCAAGCGUGUGGCAGUGGGCGCGCUACUGCAGACCAGCCCUGCCGCCGAUGUGUGCUUGAGCAAGGAUGCUUCGGAAAUGAUUGGCGUGCCUGAUGCACUGACUCCUCGCGAGGGCACAAAUCUCUCUGUCGGGUCAGUUUUGCAUGGCACGGGUGGCUGCAAGCCAUGUGCUUGGUUCUGGAAAGAGCAGGGAUGCCGAAAUGGAGCGGAAUGUCAACAUUGCCAUUUAUGUGACAAAAGUGAAAUCAAGGCAAGAAGGAAGGCUAAAUCAGAGCAGUGGAAGCAACAGAAGCAGGAGGCGCGGCUGCCUUCCACAGAAGUCGAGUCUGUGCCUGUGGAAGAGCUGCAAGGGUAG